AUGAACAGAACAGACGUAAUUCUUUUGCGUUUUUCAAGCGAACGUGAUGUGCAAGUCACGUGUGAAUUUCUAAAACCAAGCUGCAGCUGUGGUCGACGCACCACACGGCGUAUAGUGGGGGGCCAAAGGGCGUUACCAGGGGAGUGGCCAUGGCAGGCUGGUCUUAUGAUCAAGAACACGAAGCAGAUUUACUGUGGCGGGGCUUUGAUAAACCAAGAAUGGAUCGUGACAGGUGCACAUUGCGUUGCAUACAGAAACGCCUCGACGUUGAUGGUCGUGCUUGGGGAGUACGAUGUUACAAGGAAGGAAGGUAUCGAACUCUUCCGAGAGGUCGAUAUAUACCAGCUGCAUCCUGACUACCACUUACUAACAGCAGACUUCGACAUUGCCCUCGUUCGCUUUAAACCAGCUUUAAGCAAGUUCAGCAGGUUUAUAUCACCUGUUUGCUUGCCAACUGCUAACGACAGUUUUCCGGCGGGAACCAACUGCACUGUCACUGGUUUUGGUCGGCUUAGUGAAGUUGGUCGCCAGGCAACAAUUCUGCAACAGGCGGUGAUACCAAUUGUAUCACGUGACACUUGUCAAGCUGCUUAUCCAGACUACAAUAUCACACCCAGGAUGAUGUGUGCUGGAUAUAUCGCUGGAGGUAUAGAUGCCUGUCAGGGGGAUAGUGGGGGACCAAUGGUUUGUCAGAAAGAUAAGAUACACUGGUACCUGGCUGGGGUUAUUAGCUGGGGUCUGGGAUGCGCUAGGCCUAAGUCAUAUGGGAUUUAUGCUGAUGUAACAGUGCUAGCAUCAUGGGUGCAGUCUGCUUUGAUUAAUUCCACCAUUUGUUCACCUUGA
Messenger RNA from Stylophora pistillata, 843 nucleotides. RefSeq lists its product as uncharacterized. Lineage: Eukaryota; Metazoa; Cnidaria; Anthozoa; Scleractinia; Pocilloporidae. Gene Ontology annotation, biological process: proteolysis. The record is from RefSeq and is a predicted model, not a curated record. Gene Ontology annotation, molecular function: serine-type endopeptidase activity; calcium ion binding.